Molecule: messenger RNA, 1733 nt
Organism: Hyposmocoma kahamanoa
Lineage: Eukaryota; Metazoa; Arthropoda; Insecta; Lepidoptera; Cosmopterigidae
Product: lysosome-associated membrane glycoprotein 1
Exons: 6
Coding region: 215-1102 (295 amino acids)
Cellular component (GO): membrane
Source: RefSeq, a predicted model, not a curated record
AUUCCAACUCGCCCAGUAUAAAACAGUUAAAAAACAAGACACUCUUCCAGUUUUAUCCAAAAGACAAGCAUAUUAUGUUGGGAAAUCAUAAAGUUCAUGCCAAAUUUCGCGGUGACUGAUAGAGAAAAGACUUUUGUUUCGAUAUUAUACACAGUAUCAAUGGUUGAGGUAUUAACGUGUUUUGUACAGUGACGGUAUCUAAGGAGAUCACAAAAUGGUUUACCGAAUGUUAGUACAAAAGAAUUUUCUGACAAUGCUCGACGCGACUACAACCAUAAUGGCGAAAUUGCUCUGUUUACUGUUGGUGGUGUGUUCCGUGCACAGUCUCCAGUUGGAUAGUCAAGCGUCUACGAGGAAACCAAGGGUGACGAAGUAUAGCAAAACUACUGCAGCGCCAGGGGGCUCGACGGAGCCAGCCACAGAACGAAGUCUAAUGACAGCGACGUACCGGUUGGCGCCUGGUGGCGAGACAUGUAUUUUGAUGACAGUGGACGCGUUAUUGGACAUUUCCUAUGUUACUAAGCUAAACGAACGGGCAGACGCGAACACAUUCGUCCCAAACAACGCAAACGUAGGAGGAGUAUGUAAGGAUAGUGACGCCGAAACACUCGUGCUGUCUUUCAAAGAGUUUUCUUUAGAGUUUGCUUUUGCCAAGACGCCAGGCGGAGAACGCUGGUACUCAGACAGCAUCAAACUAACCUACAAUUCGAGUGCAAGAAUCCUGGAACACGCAGCAAAGCAAGGUCGAAGAGUUACACUAAGCACUGGAAACAGAGCGUUGUUAUUCCCAACACCGGUGGGAAAAUCCUUUUAUUGCCCUGAAGAAACCAUUGUAGAGCUGGCUGAAGAUGAAAGUGGUUCAACCGCAGGCCACCGCGCCAAACUCUACCUCCGCCAAAUGCGUCUCCAGGCCUUUAUGUACAAAAAGGGUGGCGAAUUUGGCCCACCCUGGCACUGCUCCGAUUCUUCUCGAGCCCGCUCCGAAACGGCCCCCGUUGCUGUAGGAGCAGCCCUAGCGAUAGCCACCGCUGGUACCCUGGUAGGUUAUGCGAUAUGGCGCUACUUGAAAGUGAAGAAAGUACAAUACGAUACUAUGGAGUAAAGAAUUCACGUACGUUCUGAAUUCGCUUUUAAUUUAUUUGACAUAGACGCCUCGAAAAUGUAAAAAAUUGAUCCGCAAAUAAAAUGUGGUAAAAUUUUAAACUAAAGUCCGUACAGAUAAGGAAUAGCUAUGCUAUUCCUGAUCCUUAAACUUCUUAAUUGAUCUGGAAUAACGUAAUGCAACAUGUUCGAUCAUAGGGCGACUCUAGAAAACAAAUUGCUUUUUUUUUAUUUCAUUGCGCAAAAGUUUUACUUUGUUAAAAAAAACAAAAGCUUUUGAUAUUAGAUAUUUGUAAUUUUUAGGAGUUCAGAACGAGUUUUUAACUAAAUUAACGGAGAUCUCAAAAUGUAUGCCAAUGACGAUAAGAUUUUCUUAGAGCGGUAGAUGAAAUAUCUACUUUAAAAGUGAUAAUCACACAUCGGACAUCUUAAAAUAUAAUUUUUUUGUUACUCAACGCAAAUGCAGAUCCAGUUUUUAUAAAUUAGCUUUUUGUCUUUAUUUGUAUUUGAAUUUCAAACUUUUUCUGAGUUUUGAAUUUCGAACCCAAAACUCGGAUACAAAAAUAGGCAAAGUAUUCGUCGAUGAAAAUGAGUAACUCUUCUUUUAUAGUCUUGUUAAUAAUGUGUGAAAU